AUGGCCAACCCGAACGACCCACCCCUGGACGAGAUCCAAUGGCGCGCGCCCGAGAUCGCGGCCUCGAUGCAGGGCAUUCACUCCAAUAGUGUGCUCUUCUACUUCGCCGAGUCGCCCUUCUUUGACCGCCAGUCAAACAACGCCGUCAUCACGAACCAGGCCAUGUUCAACCCGGCAUUGCUCAAGAACCUGGCGACGCGCGAGGCCUUUGAGGGCGAGCUCGACAAGAUGAGCGGCCUCGAGUUCCGCGUGCUGCACGCGCCCGCCGACAUGGUCACGGGAACGGGCGUGUGGACGAUUGUCAAGCAGACGAGGCAGAAGAACGUCGACCGGAACCGUAUGGAGACGAGGCCAUUGGCGUACUAUUUCGUCGUUGGGGAGAACAUCUACCAGGCACCGACAUUGGGUGACAUUCUCAGCUCGAGGAUCGAAUCGAUCGCCGAAGCGAUGCGAAAGGUCCUCCCCGCAACAGAAAGCGUGCGCAAGUGGACGCCCUCCCUAGGCCACGUCUAUAUCCAGCCCACACCCCCCUCGGCCCUCUCUCGCGCAACUGCUUCCAAGGAGGGCGGCGAUACCCCCAUGCCCGAUGGUACCGCCACGAACGGCACCACCACAGCAGCAGCCAAGUCCGCCAUCGCCGCCAAGAAGGACUCCACCAAGAACGCGCUCGACAGGCUCGCCGAAGAGUCGUUCUCGAUCCACAUGCGCCACGGCGGCGACUACUUUGACGAGAACCCUAUCACGGGCCGGCCCGGCGACUUUCACUUUGCGAGCACGGGGCGCAAGGACAAGAUCGCGCCGCCGCCGCCCCCGACGACCCAGGCACAGCAGCCGCCGAAGCCGGUUGUCAACACGAAGCUGGCGGAGGAGGCGAAGAAGGACGGGAAGGAGAGCAAGAGUCCCAAGACGCCUACCGUGCCGAAGCCUAAGAGGAAGAAGAGCAAGAUUGCGACACCGGCGACCACUCCGGGCCCGUCUUCAUGA
This is a messenger RNA of Colletotrichum spaethianum, 984 nucleotides long. Its product is annotated as mediator of RNA polymerase II transcription subunit 6. The transcript is spliced from 2 exons. The coding region runs from base 1 to 984 and encodes 327 amino acids. Lineage: Eukaryota; Fungi; Ascomycota; Sordariomycetes; Glomerellales; Glomerellaceae. The record is from RefSeq and is a predicted model, not a curated record. Gene Ontology annotation, biological process: regulation of transcription by RNA polymerase II. Gene Ontology annotation, cellular component: core mediator complex; mediator complex. Gene Ontology annotation, molecular function: transcription coactivator activity.